Drosophila ficusphila is the source of this 1464-nucleotide messenger RNA. RefSeq lists its product as uncharacterized. Gene Ontology annotation, biological process: protein peptidyl-prolyl isomerization. The transcript is spliced from 2 exons. Gene Ontology annotation, molecular function: peptidyl-prolyl cis-trans isomerase activity. The record is from RefSeq and is a predicted model, not a curated record. The coding region runs from base 136 to 1293 and encodes 385 amino acids. NCBI's taxonomy places the organism in Eukaryota, Metazoa, Arthropoda, Insecta, Diptera, Drosophilidae.
GUCACAUUUAUUACAUACAAGAACUUUACUAUCUGCAAUUAAGUUUGUUUACCUUAGACACAACUCCACAAAUUUUUGAAGUUAGGCUUUAGCGAAAAUCAUUAGCACUGUGUACAGUAAUCCAGUUUUAGUAGAAUGAGUCAACGUGGAGCUAACUUCGCAGAGAUUUAUGUAAAUGCUCCAACGAGUAGACUCACCCAAUUGCGGGCACAAAAGGUGGCCAACGAACUGAUGACGAAGAACAGAGAGGUGCGCGACAAGUUGCUGAAUAAGAGGGUUCCCUCCUAUGCGGAAUUCAGGCGGAUAAUGCGAUCGGCAGGCAGGGAAGCGGAUAAUAACCUGGUUACCUAUAAGAGCAUGAUGGAGAUCCGACAGGCACAAAUCGAUCGUAGGCGCCUCAAGAAUAUCAAAUCGUCUGGGGACUCCAUUGGGAAUCAGCUGCGCAUCUUUAAUCGUAGCCAGCUAUCAACCGAAUUCAACCGGAAGCAGAAUAUAUUUCGCAAAAACCUCGAGCUCCUGGGACGGAUCAACCAGACCUGUCGGUUGAAGGGCGGCGUUAAUAGCUUCAAUCGCUAUUUUCCUUCCCUUCAGCCGAAUCGGGUAAAGAUCCGUGAACUGGCAGAGCGUUUGAAUCAGGAGAACAGGCAGCUAGGUUGUCGCCUCUCGAAGGUCAAGUCCAAGGUGGACAAUCACAAUCCUUGGGUGGUUCCUGUCAAGACCAUGGAGCAAAAAGCCUCUGAUGAAACGGUGGCUGAGUUUAUACCCUAUAUGCCAUCGCCGCGACUUGGAAAACGAAGUGCACAUGUUCUCCUCCGCCCAACAAUAUAUUUCGACUUGGCCGUGCGGGAAAAUAACCAGUUCCUGGGCAGGUUACUCCUUCAACUUUACACGGAACUGAGUCCCGAAGUGGUUUUGGAAUUUGUGCGCAUGGCCACUCAUAACGACAUCAAAUGCCAUCAGUUCGUGCGAAUAUUCUCAGAUCUUUGGAUGGAGGGGGAACUGGUGCCCGGUGGCAAUGAUCCAUUGCGGGAUCACCACAGCGUUAAGUACUCCUUUCUGGAUCCCAGCAAGUUGACGGGGGUGAUCUCGUAUCCAUGGGACUAUCGCCGCCACUUUCCCCAAGGUCUCCUGAGCUACACCAUCAGCUUCAAGCCCUCGGUGGCGCCGUGGAAUCGGGUCAUCUUUGGACGGGUGUGCGGUGGCCUCAGGGUCCUCCAGAACUGCCAGGCAUUCGGAACCAAGAACGGCAAGUCCAAGAAGACCGUGAUUGUCACACGCUGCGGCCUGCUCUAAUGGGACCCCAUACAUCGCCCGCCUCAUUAUGCACCUGCAUUAACAUAAACCCAACGAAGGACUCGCAACUCGGGUUAGCGCAACAAAAUUGUAGCACACCUCUGUGGUCCAAUGCAGCAGAAUGUUUUUUCUCCAACAAAAUGCAAAUAAAAUUAUGAAGUACGCCGGGUA